Durio zibethinus is the source of this 1851-nucleotide messenger RNA. The record is from RefSeq and is a predicted model, not a curated record. Lineage: Eukaryota; Viridiplantae; Streptophyta; Magnoliopsida; Malvales; Malvaceae.
AUGGCUUCUUCCCCAGAAGGUUCUCCACCUUCACCCUCAUCAUCACCAUCACCACCACCACCAACACCACCCUCGUCAUCACCACCACCACCACCUUCGUCAUCACCACCACCACCAACGUCAUCAUCAUCGCCACCAACACCACUUUCGUCAUCAACAUCGCCACCAACACCACCCUCGUCAUCAUCCUCACCAACAACACCUUCUUCAUCAUCAGAAUCAUCAUCACCACCAACACCACCUUCGUCAUCAUCAGAAUCGUCACCACCAUCUCCAUCUAAUAAUAAUGGCAGCAAUCAAAAUAAUGCUGCCACAACUAAUCCUACUCUAUCAUCAUCAUCAUCACCACCACCACCACCAAAGUUGACAUCCGAAAAUAGCUCAUCAACUCUUUCUUCCUCGCCAAGACUGUCACCUCCACCAUCAUCUACUAAUAUUGUGAGUGAAUCAGAAUCGGAUACCUCAUCAUCGCAGUCUUUGCCAAUUAUAAUAGGUGUUUCAGUUGGCGUUGUUUUGUUGUUUACUCUCAUUAUAGCGCUCAUUAUUGCUACAUGCAACAGAAAGAAAAAGAAGUCUGAUAAUCAUAUGCAAUAUUACAAUAAUUCUACGCCACCACAAGGUGGUGUUAGAAAGGGAAAUGCCUCAAGCCUAGCCCAAGCAGGACAAAUGAACAAGAGGUACCAAGCUAAUGAUCACCUUGUCAUUAAUUUACCAUCGCCUCGUGGUGGAAAUGCAGGUCGUGGAGGAUGGCAACAAACACCAUCACCACAAGGGCAAACACCAUCUUCUAGUGAAAUGAGCUCCAAUUUACAUGGUCCAACUUUGCCACACGCAUAUCCAUCGCCUUUAGGGCUCAACCAAAGCCCUUUCACCUAUGAAGAGCUAGCAGUCGCAACUCAUGGGUUCUCUCAAGCUAACUUGUUGGGUCAAGGUGGGUUUGGGUUUGUCCACAAAGGAGUUUUGCCCAACGGCAAAGAAGUAGCUGUUAAGAGUCUCAAAUCUGGUAGCGGACAGGGUGAACGUGAAUUUCAAGCUGAAGUUGAGAUUAUCAGUCGUGUCCAUCAUCGUCAUCUCGUGUCCCUUGUUGGGUAUUCCAUGGCAGGAGAUAAAAAGAUGUUGGUCUAUGAAUUUGUGCCUAAUAAAACUCUUGAAUUCCACCUUCAGGAGAAAGGUCUUCCGACCAUGGACUGGCCUACUAGGCUCAAAAUUGCUCUGGGAGCAGCCAAAGGCCUUGCAUACUUGCAUGAAGAUUGCCACCCUCGCAUCAUUCAUAGGGACAUCAAAUCCGCCAAUAUCCUUCUCGAUUUCAGUUUUGAAGCCAAGGUGGCAGAUUUCGGGUUGGCUAAACUUACUCAAGAUGACAAUACUCAUGUCUCAACUCGUGUCAUGGGAACAUUUGGUUACUUAGCUCCUGAAUACGCAUCCAGUGGCAAGCUGACAGAUAAAUCUGAUGUUUUCUCCUUUGGUGUUGUGCUCUUGGAAUUGAUAACUGGACGUCGGCCUUUAGACCUGACCUCAGAUAUGGACGAGAGCUUAGUAGAGUGGGCUAGACCCUUAUGCGCAAGUGCAAUGGAGAAUGGAAACUUAAGUCAAUUGGUGGAUCCGCGCCUGGAAAACAAUUUUGUCCGCCAUGAGAUGGCACGCCUGGUUGCAUGUGCUGCUGCAUGUGUUAGGCAUUCUGCUAGAAGGCGGCCGAAAAUGCGACAGGUAUAUGAAUCCUAAAUCUUGUUAGGAAAUUUUUUCAAGCACAAUUAUGGUCCUAGCUAGAUCUUGUUAACUUUCAGGUUCUUUGGAAGUGAAUCAAAAGAUUGCAUGUUUAAGCACCUUAUUUCCCCUGAAUAGGAUUUGCUA